This is a messenger RNA of Scleropages formosus (Asian bonytongue), 9052 nucleotides long. RefSeq names its product teneurin transmembrane protein 2a (gene tenm2a). NCBI's taxonomy places the organism in Eukaryota, Metazoa, Chordata, Actinopteri, Osteoglossiformes, Osteoglossidae. Gene Ontology annotation, biological process: signal transduction; neuron development; heterophilic cell-cell adhesion. Gene Ontology annotation, cellular component: neuron projection; membrane. Gene Ontology annotation, molecular function: cell adhesion molecule binding; protein homodimerization activity; protein heterodimerization activity. The record is from RefSeq and is a predicted model, not a curated record.
AUGUCCCAACUGGGGUCACAUGUCAUUGCUGCCGUGGAGCUACAGUGGAACAUGGUGACGAACUGAGAGUCGACUGAGAGCCAGCGGCAGGACCGGGUGCGGACGGCCAUCCCUCCACCCCCCCGGAGCCAUGGACACGAAAGACCGGCGGAACCGCUCUCUCACCCGCAGCCGGUGCGGGAAGGAGUUGCACUACACCUCCUCAUCUCUGGACAGCGAAGACUGCCGCGUCCCGACGCAGAAGUCCUACAGCUCCAGCGAGACGCUCAAGGCCUACGACCACGACUCCCGCCUACACUACGGGGGCUGCGUGGCCGAUCUCGUGCACCACGAGGCCGACGAGUAUUCCCGACAAGCUGGGAACUUCCGGCUGGCCGAGCUGGGCGUGUGCGAGCCGGCGCCGCACCAGAGCGCCUACUGCUCGGACCUGGGCCUGCUGCACCGCGGCUACUCCCUGAGCGCCGGCUCGGACGCCGACUCGGACCCGGAGGGCGCCAUGUCCCCGGAUCGCGCCAUCCAGCUGUGGGGCGGCCACGGGGUCAAGUCCCGCCGCAGCUCGGGCCUCUCUAGCCGGGAAAACUCGGCCCUGACGCUCACGGACUCCGACAACGAGAACAAGUCCGACGAAGACGCAGGUCCUCCCAACCACCACAGUGCGUCGACCCUGCGGCCGCCGUUGCCCCCGCCCCACAACCCCCAGACGCUGUCUCACCACCACUCCUCCGCUAACUCGCUGAACCGCAACACGGCGGGCGGCCGCCGCAACCCCGCCCACGCGCCCACCUCCGCCCCGGGCGACGGGCCCACCACGCCCGAGUCCGUGCAGCUCCAGGACAGCUGGGUGUUGAACAGCAACGUGCCGCUGGAGACACGGCACUUCCUCUUUAAGACGUCGUCCGGGACGACGCCCCUGUUCAGCAGCUCCUCGCCGGGGUAUCCCCUCACAUCGGGGACGGUGUACUCACCCCCGCCACGGCUGCUGCCGCGGAACACCUUCUCCCGGAGCGCCUUCAAGCUCAAGAAACCGUCCAAGUACUGCAGCUGGAAAUGUGCCGCCGUGUCGGCCAUCGCCGCCGCCGCCCUGCUGGCCAUCCUGCUCUCCUACUUCAUCGCAAUGAACCUCCUCGGACUCAACUGGCAGUUGCAGCCCGCCGACGGCCACGUCAUCAACAAUGGGCUGAGCUCCAGUCUGCCGGGGAGCAGCGACGUGGCCACCGUGUCCUCGGGAAGCAGAGGACCCUGGACCAUCCGCAACAGCAGCAUCGACACAGGGGACCUGGAGGUGGGCCGCCGUGUGACCCAGGAGGUGCCGCCAGGCGUGUUCUGGAGGUCUUUGCUGCACAUCAGUCAGCCGCAGUUCCUCAAGUUCAACAUCUCGCUGGGAAAGGACGCGCUCUUUGGGGUGUACAUCCGCAAAGGGCUGCCCCCAUCCCACGCCCAGUACGACUACAUGGAACGCCUGGACGGGAAGGAGAAGUGGAGCGUGGUGGAGUCUCCACGGGAGCGGCGCAGCGUGCAGACGGUUGUGCUCAACGAGGCCGUCUUUGUGCAGUACCUGGAUCCGGGCACCUGGCACCUGGCCUUCUACAAUGACGGCAAGGAGAAGGAGUCUGUGUCCUUCAGCACUGCUGUCCUGGACUCAGUGCAAGAAUGCCCCCGGAAUUGCCAUGGCAACGGCGAGUGCGUGUCAGGCGUGUGCCACUGCUUCCCAGGGUUCCACGGCAUGGACUGUUCUAAAGUCGCCUGCCCGGUGCUGUGCAGUGGGAAUGGACAGUAUGAAAAAGGCGCCUGCAUCUGCUACAGUGGCUGGAAGGGUCCCGAGUGCGACGUGCCCACCAGCCAGUGCCUGGACCCCCAAUGCGGCGGGCACGGCGCCUGCACGGACGGCACCUGCGUCUGCUCGCUGGGCUACAAGGGGGAGAGCUGCACCGAAGUUGACUGCCUGGACCCCACGUGCUCCGGGAACGGGAUCUGCGUGAGCGGGGAGUGCCACUGCAAGCCUGGCUGGGGGGGGCCACACUGCCAGCUCCCGCGGGCCCAGUGCCCCGACCAGUGCCACGGACACGGAGCCUUCGUCCCCGACACGGGCGUGUGCAGCUGUGACCCCAACUGGAUGGGCCCCGACUGCUCCGUGGAGGUGUGCUCGGUGGACUGCGGGACCCACGGCAUGUGCAUGGGCGGGGCGUGCCGUUGCGAGGAGGGCUGGACUGGCGCCGCGUGCGACCAGCGUGUGUGCAACCCACAGUGCGUCAAGCACGGCACCUGCAAGGAUGGCAAGUGCGAGUGCCAGCAGGGCUGGAACGGGGAGCACUGCACCAUCGACGGAUGCCCGAACCUGUGCAACGGGAACGGCCAGUGCACUCUGGGUCAGAACAGCUGGCACUGCGAGUGCCAGACUGGCUGGCGGGGCUCCGGCUGCAGCGUUGCCAUGGAGACCUCCUGCGCAGACAACAAGGACAACGAAGGAGACGGACUAACAGACUGCAUGGACCCAGAUUGCUGCAUCCAGAGCCCCUGUCAGAACAACCCGCUGUGCCGCGGAUCCCGGGACCCGCUGCAGAUCAUCCAGCAGGGCCAUGCGUCCGUCCAGAAAGUGAGGUCCUUCUACGAGAGGGUCAAGAUGCUCGUGGGCAGGGACAGCACCCAUAUCAUUCCGCAGAACCCCUUCAACGCCAGUCUGGCAUCUCUGAUUCGAGGGCAGGUUUUGACUACCGAUGGGACCCCUCUGGUCGGGGUCAAUGUGUCCUUUGUGAAGCACCCACAGUACGGCUACACCCUGACGCGCCAGGAUGGAACGUUUGAUCUGAUAGCGAACGGCGGGGCCUCCCUGACGCUGCACUUCGAGCGCGCUCCCUUCCUGAGCCAGGAGCGCACCGUCUGGCUGCCCUGGAACAGCUUCUAUGCCAUGGACACGCUGGUGCUGAAGACGGAGGAGAACACCAUCCCGGGAUGCGACCUGAGCGGCUUCGCCCGCCCUGACCCCGUGGUGGUGGCCUCACCUCUCUCCUCCUUCUACAGCUCCAGGCCCGGGGAGAAGCCCAUCAUCCCCGAGACUCAGGUGCUCCAUGAGCAGGUGGAGAUCCCAGGCACCAGUCUGAAGCUCAGCUACCUGAGCUCACGUGCACCGGGGUACAAGUCGCUGUUGAAGAUCACCAUGACCCAGGCACUGGUGCCGCUGAGCCUCAUCAAGGUGCACCUCAUGGUGGCCGUCGAGGGACACCUCUUCCAGAAGUGGUUCCACUCGUCACCCAACCUGGCCUACACCUUCAUCUGGGACAAGGCGGACGCCUACGGCCAGAGGGUGUACGGCCUCACGGUUUCUCUUGUGUCUGUGGGCUACGAGUACGAGACGUGUCCCACCCUCAUCCUGUGGGAGAAGAGGACGGCGGUGCUGCAGGGCUAUGAACUGGACCCCUCCAACCUGGGGGGCUGGUCCCUGGACAAACACCACGCCCUCAACGUCCGCAGCGGAAUCCUGCAUAAGGGCAGCGGGGAGAACCUCUUCAUGUCCCAGCAGCCCCCGGUCAUCACGAGCAUCAUGGGUAAUGGGCGCCGGCGCAGCAUCUCCUGCCCGAGCUGCAACGGCCUAGCGGACGGGAACAAGCUGCUGGCGCCCGUCGCCCUGGCAGCGGGCAUCGACGGCAGCCUCUACGUGGGUGACCUGAACUUCGUUGCGCAGGGUGUACCCCUCCUGAACACCACCAGCAUCCCUGGACCUGUUAAACGGGAAUUGCGGUGUGUGCCUCGCAGCAACAACCCCACACAUAAGUACUUCCUGGCGGUGGACCCGGUGUCUGGGGCCCUCUACAUCUCCGACACCAACUCGCGGCGGAUCUACCGCGUGCGCUCGCUGACCGGCGGCCGUGCUCUCGACAAUGCCGAGGUGGUGGCGGGGACGGGGGAGCAGUGCCUGCCCUUCGACGAGCGCUGCGGCGACGGCGGCAAGGCCGUGGAGGCCACCCUCAUGAGUCCGAAGGGCAUCGCGGUGGACAAGAACGGCCUCAUGUACUUUGUGGAUGCCACCAUGAUCCGUAAGGUUGACCAGAACGGCAUCAUCUCCACACUGCUGGGAGCCAACGACCUCACUGCCGUGCGACCGCUCAGCUGUGACACCAGCAUGGACGUCAGCCAGGUUCGUCUCGAAUGGCCGACCGACCUCGCCGUGAACCCCAUGGACAACUCACUCUACGUGCUGGAGAACAACGUCAUCCUGCGCAUCACUGAGAAUCACCAAGUGAGCAUCAUCGCGGGGCGGCCCAUGCACUGCCAGGUGCCCGGCAUCGACUACUCCCUCAGCAAGCUGGCCAUCCACUCGGCGCUGGAGAGCGCCACCGCCAUCGCCAUCUCGCACACCGGCAUCCUCUACAUCGCGGAGACAGAUGAGAAGAAGAUCAACCGCGUGCGCCAGGUGAGCACCAGCGGCGAGAUCUCCCUGCUGGCCGGCGCUGCCUCCGAGUGCGACUGCAAGAACGACGUCAACUGCAACUGCUUUGCGGGCGACGAGGGCUACGCCACGGACGCCAGCCUCAACUCGCCCGCCUCGCUGGCCGUGUCGCCCGACGGCACGCUCUUCAUCGCCGACCUCAACAACAUCCGCAUCCGGGCGGUGCGCGGUAACCGGCCGGGCCCCACGGCCACGGGCCACUACGAGGUGGCCUCUCCCCAGGAGCAGGAGCUCUACAUCUUCAGCGAAGAAGGACUUCACAUCCAGACGCUGAGCCUGGUCACCGGGGAGCCCCUUUACAACUUCUCGUACGGGCCGGACAGGGAGCUUUCUGCUGUCGUGGACAACUGUAAUAACACGAUGCGCGUUCGGAGGGAAGGUGUGGGACAGGGGGGCAGUGGGCUGCUGCGGCUCGUCCUGCUCCCCGAGAACCAGGUGGUGACGCUGGGCCUGGACCCAUCUGGAAGCCUGCGCUCCGUCUCCGCGCUCAACCAAGAAGUGGCGCUGCUGGGCUACACCGGGAACACGGGCCUGUUGGCCACCAAAGCUGACGAGACAGGCUGGACCAUCUUCUAUGAGUACGACAGCGAGGGCCGCCUGACCAACGUCACCUACCCCACAGGCAUGGUGACCAGCCUACACCGAGAGAUCGAGCGCUCCAUUAACGUGGACAUCGAGAGCUCCAACAGAGACGACGACGUGACCGUCAUCACAAACUUGUCGUCCGUGGAAGCUUCCUACACCGUGGUCCAAGACCAAGUGAGGAACAGCUAUCAGCUCUGCAACAAUGGUACCCUCAGGGUGAUGUACGCCAACGGAAUGGGAAUCAGCUUCCAUACGGAGCCCCACAUUCUGGUCGGUUCCGUCAGCCCCACCAUCGGGCGCCGCAACAUCUCCCUGCCCACGGACAAUGGCCUCAACUCCAUCGAGUGGCGGCUGCGUAAAGAGCAGACCAAGGGCAGGGUCACUGUCUUUGGGAGGAAACUAAGGGCUCACGGUAGGAACCUCCUCUCGAUCGACUUCGACCGGAACACUCGCACAGAGAAAAUCUACGACGACCACCGCAAAUUCACACUGCGCAUCAUGUAUGACGCGCAGGGCCGGCCUGCCAUGUGGCUACCCAGCAGCAGUUUGGCUGUGGUCAACGUGUCGUACUCAACCACAGGCCAGUUGGUGGGUCUGCAACGGGGCAGCAUGAGCGAAAGGACCGAGUUUGACCCUUUUGGGCGCAUUCUGUCCCGUUCCUUUGUCGAUGGAAAGGUCUGGAGCUACAGCUACUUGGACAAAUCCAUGGUCCUGCUUCUGCAGAGUCAAAGACAAUAUAUCUUUGAGUAUGAUGCCUCUGGACGUGUCACCGCCGUCACCAUGCCCAGCGUCGCACGACACACCAUGGCUACCCACGUGUCCAUCGGAUACAUCCGUAACACGUACAACCCUCCCGAGAGCAACGCCUCCAUCAUCCAUGACUUCAGCGAGGACGGCCGCCCUCAGGCCGCCUUCUUCCUAGGCACCGGUCGACGGGUCCUUUACAAAUAUGGCAAGUUGGCAAAGCUGUCAGAAGUCCUAUACGACAGCACGGCAGUGACCUUCGGCUACGACGAGACUGCUGGUGUUCUCAAGAUGGUCAACCUGCAGAGCGGUGGCUUCUCCUGCACCAUUCGCUACCGCAAAAUGGGACCGCUGAUCGACAAACAGAUCUACCGCUUCUCUGAGGAAGGCAUGGUCAACGCUCGUUUCGACUACACCUACCAUGACAACAGCUUCCGGAUCGCCAGCAUGAAACCCGUCAUCAGCGAGACGCCGCUACCCGUCGAUCUCUACCGCUACGAUGAGAUCUCUGGCAAAAUUGAGCACUUUGGCAAGUUUGGCGUCAUCUAUUACGACAUCAAUCAGAUCAUCACCACAGCCGUCAUGACGCUCAGCAAACACUUCGACACGCACGGCCGCAUCAAAGAGGUGCAGUACGAGAUCUUCCGCUCCCUCAUGUACUGGAUGACCGUGCAGUACGACAGCAUGGGACGCGUCAUCAAAAGGGAGCUGAAGAUCGGGCCGUAUGCUAACACCACACAGUACCGCUAUGAGUACGAUGGCGAUGGGCAGCUCAGUGGCGUCAAGGUGAACGACUGGUCCACGUGGCGCUAUAGCUACGACCUGAAUGGCAACCUGCACCUGCUGAACCCUGGCAACAGUGCCCGCCUGCUGCCCUUACGCUAUGACCUACGCGACCGCAUCACCCGUCUGGGCGACGUGCAGUAUCGCCUUGACGAGGACGGGUUCCUCAGUCAGCGUGGCUCUGACGUCUUUGACUACAACUCCAAAGGGCUGCUGAUGAGGGCCUACAGUCGGGCCCCCGGGGGCUGGAGCGUGCAGUACCGCUACGACGGGCUGGGCCGACGCGUCUCCAGCAAGUCUAGCUUAGGCCAGCACCUGCAGUUCUUCUACGCCGACCUGAACAACCCAGCCCGCGUCACACACGUGUUCAACCACUCCAGUUCGGAGAUCACCUCACUCUAUUAUGACCUGCAGGGCCACCUCUUCGCCAUGGAGGUGAGCAGCGGGGAGGAGUACUACAUUGCCUCGGAUAACACAGGCACGCCGCUAGCUGUCUUCAGCAGCAACGGGCAGAUGAUCAAGCAGCUGCAGUACACGGCGUACGGCGAGAUCUACCACGACUCUAACCCCGAGUUCCAGCUGGUGGUGGGCUUCCAUGGGGGGCUCUAUGACCCCCUUACAAAGCUGGUCCACUUCACCCAGCGGGACUAUGAUGUGCUGGCGGGCCGGUGGACCGCACCUGACUACACGCUCUGGCAGAAGAUUGGCAAGGAUCCAGCGCCCUUCAACCUGUAUGUGUUCAAGAACAACAAUCCACUUAGUGAUAUGCUGGACAUCAAGAACUACGUCACAGACGUGAAGAGCUGGCUGGUGAUGUUUGGCUUCCAGCUCAGCAACAUCAUCCCCGGAUUCCCCAAACACACCGUGUACUUUGUGGACCCGCCGUAUGAGCUGCUCGCCAGCCAGGAGUGCGAGAACGGACAGCUGAUCACCGGAGUUCAGCAGACGGCAGAGAGGCACAACCAGGCCUUCAUGGCCCUGGAGGGGCGGCUGCUGAAGAAGGGGCGCCGGGCCAAGCGGGACAAGCCAGGCCGCUGGUUCGGAACCAACGCCCCCAUCAUCGGGAGGGGAGUGAUGCUGGCCGUGAAGGAUGGACGCGUGGUGACCGGCGUCUCCAGCAUGGCCAGCGAGGACAGCCGCAAAGUGGCGCUGGUGCUCAACAACGCCGAGUACCUGGAGGGAGCGCACUACACGCAGGAUGGCCGCGACUGCCACUUCUUCACCAAGGUGGGCUCCCCGGACAGCGACCUGAUGGUGCUGGGGGUGAGCAACGGGCGCAAGAUGCUGGAGAGCGGCGUCAACGUGACGGUGAGCGGGCGAUCGCGGCGCGGCGCCACCGUGGAGUUCCGCGCAGGCUCCCUCCUGCUGAGCGUGCGCUACGGGCCGGCUGCGGACGUUGCGGACGAGGAACGCACGCGGGUGCUGGAGCAGGCCCGCCAGAGGGCGCUGUGGGGUGCGUGGGCGCGAGAGCAGCAGCGGGCGCGGGACGGGAAGGAGGGCGGCCGCCAGUGGACGGACGGCGAGCGGCAGCAGCUGCUCUCCACGGGGAAGGUGCAGGGCUACGACGGGUACUACGUGUUGCCCGUUGAGCAGUACCCAGAGCUAGCAGACAGCAGCACCAACAUCCAGUUCCUGCGACAGAACGAGAUGGGCAGGAGGUAACAGACCAGAGUGGCUCGAGGACUCUCUCCUGUCCCGCCCCCUCGGCCCCUCUCCUCUGUGUCCCCCUCUCCUACGGAGAAUAAAACCACAAAUGGGACAUCACAUGGAACACUGCAGGGACGUUUAAAACUUUAAAAGAAAAAUCCAUUUAAAAAGUAACUGCCAUAGGCAAAAAAUGAAAACUGAGACCUUUUCACAGCUGGAACUUGAAGAACAGACUUCAAAAACAAAGAGGAAAUUGUUGUUGCUUCAAUAAAAGCAUCCCCCUUUUUAAAAAAGAUUAUUUUCACCCAUAUUUUUUGGGUUGGGUAGUCAGAGUACGUCACAGGCAGGUGGCGGGAUGUUCCAGGACCUAUGAGCACGGGACCUGCGGGCGGCCGGAGGCCAGGCUGGCGCAAAGUAGGAAAGCAGUCAGAGACUCCAGGUUGCUACGAAGGAAAGGCAAACAAACGACGCACUAAUGAACACACACACGCACCCACACACACACAGUCUCAGGCAUCACGUCCGACGGGAGCGAACGGGAGCCGGUGCGACAGGCUCUGAGAACAGCGGCCUACGUGCAAUUUCGGUCAAAGAAAAUGAAAUUGAGAGCGUUUUUAAAAAGUAAACAAAAAAUUUUAAAAACGAUGGCUAUAUUUGCGGUAAAUAAUGUCAUACAUUGUUUUGUUUAAAGAAAUGAGAAAAAUGACAUUGUCAACAACACUGAUGUUCAGGGUGUACUUUAGAUGCGUAGUUUUGUAUGUUCCAGUCGCAGUAGAGUUGUAAGAUGUUCACAGGCACUUCUGUACAAAACGAUCAGAAAAAAAAAAACACUCAUAGAAUAAACUGGUC